Molecule: messenger RNA, 2023 nt
Organism: Spodoptera exigua (beet armyworm)
Lineage: Eukaryota; Metazoa; Arthropoda; Insecta; Lepidoptera; Noctuidae
Source: the annotation of a GenBank genome assembly
CUCUUUUUCACCACGAAAAUGAUUUCAGUUACGUUUAGUUCUAUUUUUGUACAGGAGUAGCAAUAUUGGAAAUAUUUAUUCAUACAGCAACAUUGCCACUAAAUUGUCAAAAAGAUAAAUAAUUUUACCUUUUGUAAAUGCUGUAAAAACUAUAAUUUCCAAUUUUCAGGUCUUUUCCGUAACAUUAAAAGAUGUUGAAAUUAAGCGGGCAAGUGAUUUGGAGGUUAGGAUCAAGGGCAGCCGUAAGGAAAUAUUCCGGUCCUGGUGCCACAGUAUUCAAGACUGAGAAACUAGACCUAUCGACAAAUACGUCUGAUAAGAGAGUCGAACAACUGACCGGUGAAGACAAGGAUAACUCAGGAUUAGUGGCUGCAGCAUUUGCUUCUCUUCAAGAUAUAGACACACCAAUAGUAAAGAAGCCAAGUCCUAAAUCAGCGAAGACAAGUCGCUUAGCACAUUUAGACGGACUGAUAUCACAGGCUACAGACUUGAAUGGAUUGCUAGUUGUGGCUGAGAAUCCUGUUGUAUCACGGAGACAUGCUCUGAAGAUGGUAUCAAUCCUCUCAGAAUGGACAACUAGCAACAAAGUCAAGCUGACAGACUUUGAGAAGGAUCCUCGGUUUUUAAAGCUAUGCAGGAUUCUGGCCAGGUCAACUACAUCACAGGCAAUUGGGUCCCUGACCAUGGCAGAAGACUUGAGUACUGUGCUGGGUAUAACAGGAGACGAUGAAGCUGCCAGAUUAAUAACAAACUUGACACUACCACAGAUGAUUAAAGUAAUGAAAGCCUUACAAAGCAAAGGCCGGCGCAGCACCCCGUUGCUCCGCGCGCUCUCACACAACAUCACCAACCAGGCCGAGAUCAUUGACCUCAAGAAAUCAGCUGAUCUACUCUACGCUAUGGCCGCACUCAACUUCCCUGAUCCAGUACUGUUAGAUAGAAUAUGCAAUGACGUCAUAGAAUGCCUUCCCUCAAACGAAGACAAAUCCGCAGUGGUGAACUCGAUAACCACAUCACUUGGUCUCCUGAAGUACCGACACGAGCCCGUGCUCUCGGCCAUCACAGACUGGUUGCACCAGCACAUAGCGCAGUGUCGGGCCACCGACAUCGCGUCGGCAGUCGUCACGCUGGCUACCGUGGACUACCUUCCACCUUCAGAUUCGGCACAGGGUUUGAUCAAAACUGCCCUAACCCUGAAAGAGGAGGAGAUGUCCAAGUCUUCGUCCUGGUUGGACCUGGUCUUCUCUCUGCUGAUCCUGAACAAAGCCAAGAAGACACAGCUAGAGUCCACACUACAGCCUGAGUUCAUUGACAAAUUGCUGUCUGCUGGUGGGUCUCCUCGACUUCCCGAAGACAUAUCGGUCGGCGUACCCGUAGUCUACACAAAAGAAAAAGCUUUCUACGUCCAGAGUAUCAUGGACACAUUCAAGAGUUUCGUAUCCGCCGAGGCGUUUUUGAAAAAGGAUUGUAAUUCUGGCAUGGGAUUUUUAUAUGACGCGGAGUUCGCAGUGGAUGCAAAAUGCCAUCCUGUACCCUUAGAUAAAGCCGAAAACAAUAAAAGUGUGUUCCGGAUAGCUGUGCUCGGUCUGGACUAUCAUGAUAUGUCUAGGAAGUCUGCCGUGCCCCUUGGCAUCAACCAGCUCCAUACUAGGUUACUUGAAUUAAAGGGCUUCAAAGUACUCCAGAUUCCGUACACGGAGUUCAGUCCAAAAGACAAGUUGGUGACGAGAGUGCAGUACAUAGAAAAGAGAUUAAAGGAGAUUGUCAACAAAUCAGGUCAGACGUAGGCAUCCUAGCUUAGGUACUAGGCAACCAAGGUCGCCCGGGCGAUAUGUAAUAUACUGAUAAUGUGAAUGUAUGAUUGUUUACAAACAUCUUAAGUAUAUAAUAUUGUUUUGAUAUAAAACUGAGCUGCUUUGUUGAAGCAGAAUUGUUAUUGUUUUGUUAAAUAUGUCUGCUUGAAGUCGGUCGGUCUGUCUGUCUGUUCUUAGUUUUCUAAAAUAUGUAAUUUCGGAUUAGAAUU